CGAACAUUUUCUACGGAUCUACGGAUCCGUAGACAAAAUCUACGGAAAUUGGAUUUUUUCUACGGAAAUCUACGGAAAUUUAAAUUUAUCAACGGAUAACUACGGAAACUAGUUUUGUCUAACGAGCAAAAAAAAAAGCUUUUCACCGCGAGAGCUUCCGAGAAAAAUGCCAAUCUACGGAAAUGACACUACUACUAUCUGGCAUCGCUGUCUGUCAUAACAGUAGAGUGUUUCGUGAUUUGUUUAUAGGUUGUCCUCGAAAUUACAUUUUUCCACACUAAGUUGGGAGCUAAAUUCGAGAAAAAUGGAAGACCAGACGGAAACCUGCCGAUUUUGUAGAUGCGACGGCGGAGCAUCCCUCAAAGGAAUGAAGUCUAUUUUCGAUGUUGAUGGAGGCACACAGAUAGCAAUCAUGAUACGUGAAUUGGCCGAUGUGGAGCUUUUCAGUGAAACACACCGGUCUGAAUCGAUCUGCAUUGCUUGCCUCAAUAAAGUGAGAACCGGUUAUCUUGUUCGGAGAAUGAUUCGCGAAGCGGAAGGAAUGAUAGAGGAAAAUGUAACAAACUGUUCUAGAAGUGGACCGGAAUCAUUACAAGACGAAUUUAUUGCCGAAAAUGAAAUUAAACUAGAGCAGAUGGGGACUAAUGAUGACGAAAAUAAUGACGGGUUUUUCUAUGAGUAUUUAGAAGAUGAAAAUAUGGAUGAGGACGGUUUUGAUACGGCUCCAAUUACGACGGAUGACGGUGCCAAACGUUCCGCAGAAGUCAGUUUGUCUAGCGCCAGUAAAAAGCUCUGCCUUCAGCGGACAUACAGGAAAAACAAAUUCACGAUGCCCCAGGAGCCGACCGUGCUGCGGAUUACUGACCGGAUCGAUCACUUCGUAGUGGAAGUUAAAGGUGAUCGAUGCUGUGGCUGCUGUUUCGUUGGGUUGACGAGAAAGGAACUGCUGCAACACUCGAGUCAGGCUCACUGCAUCGAAAUUGUCGGCAGUGGGAAUUACUGUCCGAUUUGUUUCUUCAAAUUCGCCACCGAAAUCGACCUGACAAGGCACGUCGACGAUUGUAAGUCGAAACACAUAUUUGUAUGUAAAAUUUGUGAAAAAUAUUUCAACCAGCAACGUCAAAUCGAAGCUCACUUGCAACUUUGUCGGAAUGCCGACGUAAAUUGCCAAGAAGAAGAUUUUUUCAUCAUGACGGAUGACGAGUACGAUUACACAGAUGCCGAUGUGACAGACUGUAAUAGGAGCAAAAGGAGUGAGGACGAGACGCAUGGCAAUCAGACCGACAUCAAUGACGACAGUGACGAUCGCGACCAGGCAUGGAAAACGGAUGACGAAUGUGAAUCUCGUAUGGACGAAAGUUCUACUCGAUACAGUCCUAAAAAGAGGAACUAUAUAUUCAAUGAUUCCUUCCAUACGGCUGACUGCCAUGGCGUCGAGACUAUCGAUAUACCAGAAUCACUGGUGGUGCAUCGCCUUACAUUCAAAACAUUUCAGUAUUUAAAGCUGAACGGUGAAAGAUGCUGCGGUUGUGACUUUACUUGUCUCAAGCGAGAGCAGGUGUUUCAGCACGCGAAAGACACACACCAAAAAGACGUCGACUUGAACAACGAAUCUAUCUGUCCCAUUUGCUAUUGUCGCUUCGCGGACGACAAGCAGCUUUCGAAGCACAUUAACUUCAUCACCAGCAAGGAUGUACUGAUCUGUUUGAUUUGCGAUGAAGGUUUCACCGGAAAAGGUUCCCUCAAGUAUCAUCAAUUUCACAGCGAAAAGCACAAGCAAAACUUGUUGAGUUCGUGCGAUGGCAAAAAAAUCGAUAAAACCACGUUGGUCGAACUGAACGAUAUCGAUGUGAUGAAAGCGUUCGACAGUGAAGUGACCGAUGCGAUAGCAAACCCGAAGGUUCGGUCGAGAAACAAUAACCGUUCGCUAACAAGACAUCGCCAUCUCACCAUGCCCGAUCCGAUAUUCAUAGUCCAAGUGGACAAAUAUGACAAAUACGAAGCCAUCACAGUGACGGGAGAACGCUGCUGUGGUUGUGGACAAUUUUUCGAAACGUACAAUGAACUGAUUCAGCACGGACGAAGAAUUCAUCUCAUCGACAACGCGGACGCGGUGGGCGAAUAUCAGUGCGACAUUUGCUACGGGCGUUUCGAAUGGGACCGGGGACUGUUGAUGCAUCAAAAUACUAGACGAUCGAUUAGUAAAUUAUAUCACUGUACGAUUUGCCAACUAGUUUUCUCCAAGCAACAUACCAUGGCAAAGCACCUACAGAAUGCGCCAAACCACUCGGAUAUUCCAACGGAUUAUACUACUGAGAAUAUAAAAUUGGAAAAACAGGCACCGGAAAAACCAGGUGUUACCAAAAACAAGUAUGUCUGCUGUUUACCAAAGUGUGCCAAAGAGUUCACUACCGAAGGGCUGCUACUGGAGCAUUGUGCUGUGGACCAUUCCGGUAAACGACGUGAAAACGAAGCAGAACGCACCAGUGAUGCCAACGUUUGUCCCGGUUGUUGCAAGUCGUUCGAAAAUGCCACCUGCCUCGUGUGGCAUCGAUUCACCCGUUUCACGAAGCAAUACGCAUGUCGCUUCUGUGGUCAAACGUUCUCCCGUUGGUCCGCAAACCGAGAACAUGAAAACAUCGUACAUCUGAGGAAAACAUCCGAAUUCCCUUGUGAGACAUGCGGCAAGGUGUUUCUGACGGCACAACGGCUCAAAGCUCACCGGGAAAUUCAUUCCGAUUUGCGGCAGCAGGUGUGCGGUGAUUGCGGUGCCAGUUUUCGCAAUAAGGGCGUCCUGAAACGACACCGGCGCGCUGUCCAUUCCAACGAUUAUCCAUUCGACUGCAAACUGUGCCCGAAAAAGUUUCCCACCCAGGAACAGCUGAAUGCCCACAUGCGGGUUCAUACCGGGGCCAAACCGUACCCGUGCCGGUUUUGUGAACGAGCGUUCGCUCACUUCACCGAUCGGAAGCGACACGAGAUGUCAACCCACACCGGAGAGCGACCGUUCCAGUGUCCACACUGUCCGGCGGCCUACAUCCGGAAUCGGGAACUGGCGAUACAUAUGCAAAAGCAUACGGAAGAUAAUGUCGUUUGAUUGUCAAGGAAUGCAUUAUUUUUUUUAUAUUGUGUACACACAGAAAUGUUUUCGUUAAAAAAACGUUUGUUUUUGUUACAAACAAAUGUAAAACUAAAUUCUUUUAGUCGAUAUUUACCAUCUUUUCU
Messenger RNA from Malaya genurostris, 3225 nucleotides. RefSeq names its product zinc finger protein 836-like. The coding region runs from base 305 to 3097 and encodes 930 amino acids. The record is from RefSeq and is a predicted model, not a curated record. Gene Ontology annotation, cellular component: nucleus. Lineage: Eukaryota; Metazoa; Arthropoda; Insecta; Diptera; Culicidae. The transcript is spliced from 3 exons. Gene Ontology annotation, biological process: regulation of transcription by RNA polymerase II. Gene Ontology annotation, molecular function: RNA polymerase II transcription regulatory region sequence-specific DNA binding; DNA-binding transcription factor activity, RNA polymerase II-specific; zinc ion binding.